Messenger RNA from Moneuplotes crassus, 1722 nucleotides. NCBI's taxonomy places the organism in Eukaryota, Ciliophora, Spirotrichea, Euplotida, Euplotidae. The record is from the annotation of a GenBank genome assembly.
AUGCUUAAGAGAAGAAAGAACAAAAAGGAAGUCAUUGAAGAACCAACAGAAAAGAAAAAUUUUGAGAUUGUGCUCGAUCAUCUUCGUGGACAGUUACAUAAUUUAGAGGGAAAGCAUAAUUUCCAUUAUUCUGAGGAUCUUGGUCACCUCCUUGACGCCAAAGUUAAUGAAAUUUCUACAAAUCUAAAGGAAGGCAAAGUGUAUGACGACCAGGAACAAAUUUUCGAAAAAUCGGAGGAAAAGGCUCAGCAAUAUCUAGCAAAGAUCAAGAAGCUUAGAGCUGAUUUUAAAUAAGCAAGAUAUUUACAAAAAUCUUCUGAAGCUUGGAAUGAAGGAUAACGCUCUUAUGUACAAAGAGAUUGAAGAAAGAAUGGAGAGACUUAACAAAGAAAUUCCAAGGCUCACAAUGUCAGCUGAGAACUUGGACCUCGAACUCGAGAUGGAAGAGCAGGUUGGCAUUGCCAGCGUCAGAAAGGUCAAGAACUUAAUCUCUCUGACUGGAAAACAAGCUGAAGAUGAGGAAGAGGCUAAGAAGAUGAAUGAAAAAGCCCAAGAAUUCAUCAAAAAGAAAGAAGAAGAAUGGAAAAAUAUAGCCAAAAAGAGAAAAUCCAGAAUCAGAAAGCAGCAAUUACUAGAACAAAAAUACAAAGAAGAGCAAGAGAAGAAGAGGCUUGAGGAGCUAGAGAAGCGUAAGGAGAAGGUAAUCCAACAGUGCAAGGAAUCUGAAGACAAAAGACUUCAACAUCAGAAGGAAAGAGAAGCCAAAAAAGGUCCUGUCAUCCUUGAUAGAGAUUAUAUGCAUGAAAAACUGCAAAAGAAAUACCACGACCAAUUUGUAGUUCCCUCCCUUGAACAGAAGAAAAUGCAAUUAGAGAACCUCAGAAAUUUCCAUAAGCCAAUUAACCGGGAAGAGUUAGAUGAGCAUGAAAAGAAAUUCUUAGAAACUCUAAAAUUAAAGCAAGAUGAGAAACGUCUUAAGAGGGAGAGAGAAUACAAAGAAUGGGGCAUAGGGAAUAACAAUCCCAAAUAAAUAUAUCACAAAGACACUUAAACAAACACUCGAAAGAAAUAGAGAAGUUAAAGAAACUGAAGAAGCAGAAGAACUCAAAAUUAAACAGAGAGCAAAGAAGAUGGAAGAUUAUGCCAAACUGGUUAAACAAAUGCACUGGCCAGAAGUCUCCCCUAAGAAGAGAGAAGAAAUGAAGAAGUUACGCAACUCAGUUGAGUAUAAAAAGGGCCUAAAGAAAAGCCGUUUUUCUGCUAGAGACCUUCAUCACGGGACUGAUACUGAAAAGAUGUCAGCUAAGCAUAGACAUACCAAGUCACAAGCCAAGAUUAAUUGGAAGAAGUUCCAUAACCCAAUGAUCCCAAAAGAGCAGCCUAAGAGAACUCCAAUAAUAACUGAUUAUCUUCUUGAAAGAAGGGUUAAAAGAGACAACAAGGAGUAUGAUGACAUGAUGGAUGACCCCAAAACACCUACUAAUCCAGCUCUUGACUGGAAAUCUGUGCUAAAUAUGGCUUAUAACAAUAAAGAAUAUUCAGGAAUCGUCAGAGAGAAAGCCAAAGUUAUAGAAAGCAAUGCCAUGAUGAAGAGGAAAACUGCUUUGAUUACUGACGAUAUCGAGGGAGAAACUAAAGCAAAUGAUAUGCUCAUUGACGCACUCGAAGCGAAGCUAUCAAUCCUUGACAAAAUAUAAUCAAUUUUAGCUGCAAGUUAUGGGG